AUGACAGGAAAGCCCAGCUACCAAGCCAACGAGAUCCAGUUUGCCCUGGAGCUCAUGCUCCAGGACCUCUACAACGAGCAGAUCUCGGACGCUUUCGAUCAACGCUUCGGUCGCCCUUUGACCGACAAUCAGAUUCGCUAUCUGCGCAACAAGUAUGGCAAAGAUCCCGAUUUCGGGGCUCCUCUGGUCAAUCGACCGGCGAGCAAAAAGUUGAAGCGCCGUCGAGCGGAGCCGCCCGAACCUCCCCGACCUGAGAAGCGCGCUCGACGCGAAGUAUCGACUGCGACCGUGCCGGUUACUCCAGCCGAAGUUGCCCCCUCCCCAGCAGUUGAACCACAACAGCUGAAGUUGCCCCAGCAAGGUCAUGAUCUAUCCCCUACUGUUGUCGAGACGAUCGUUAAGAAGGAAGAAAUUGCAUCACCGACCCCCAGUCAAGCUUACGUGUUUUCACCGACCGCUCCAGCCUCCAGUUUGCCCGCUGCUCACCAGGCCCAAGAGGGGGGCUACGUCCCCAGAACCACGGCUGGAUUCUUCCCCCAGCAACAGCAGGCCGCAUGGGACACAAACUUCCGUCCGAUAAGCACAAACUUCGGCCAGACUUGGGUUGCCUCGCCGGUUGAAGAGAGCCCCGGCCUUUCGACCACACCUACACCCACCCCGAAUACCCUGUCCCCUCACCAGCAACAAUGCUUCUUCCCAGGCCCAGUCCAUGGUCUUCAAUAUCGGCCUCACAAUAUCCAGCCGUACCACCAUGGUCUACUCUUCCAACCUGUAGGCGCUCAAGUUGUCGCAGGCGGCCAGGCCGGGGUGUAG
Fusarium keratoplasticum is the source of this 813-nucleotide messenger RNA. RefSeq lists its product as uncharacterized. The coding region runs from base 1 to 813 and encodes 270 amino acids. The transcript is spliced from 3 exons. NCBI's taxonomy places the organism in Eukaryota, Fungi, Ascomycota, Sordariomycetes, Hypocreales, Nectriaceae. The record is from RefSeq and is a predicted model, not a curated record.